UUAUCGGAUCCAGUGCUGAUCAAAGCGGUAGAGGAUCAAAUUCAAAGUUUUGGACAAACACCGGCCCAAUUGCUUCAUACCCCCCAUCCACAUCGAAAUUCGGCACUUCAUUUGAACCCGCUCAUGUUCAGCCCACUUCGUGAAGAAGUAUGCAUGGUACACAAGUUCUAUUCAAACUCACCCGUUGUCUUCUUGGCCGCGUACACCGCACCGUCCACGAUUCCCCAACCCGGCGUGGUUUCCGUCACGGCCAAUCGGACUUUAGUACUCAGUCGGUGGAAUUGUGCUGCUGCAGGUAAUUCGACCACUAGUUUGCACAUUUUGGGUGAUGAUUUUGAUCAGAGCUUGAUCACUUGUAGCAAUCAAUUCACUUGUCCUGGAGACAAUCGUGCUCUAAUCGCAUGUGGCUAUGAUGACUGGUCAUUUCGUGUGUUUGCUGUGGACACCGGUCGCCUGAUUCAGGCCGUGUUUGGACACUAUGGCAUUGUCACGUGCCUGGCCCAUUCUGGAUCACAAUCGGCUAACUACUGCUAUCUGGCCUCAGGCAGUGGUGACUGUACUGUGAAGUUAUGGAUUUACAACACUCGACGUAUGUUGGUUCUGGGUAAUCAUGGACACGAGGCUGAGGUGACGGCCGUCAGUAUCUCCUCUGAGCUAGGUCUGGUUUUGAGUGGAUCUAAAGGCGGUACGUGUCUGUUGCAUAACACCCGAGGCACAUUGCUUCGCCAGUUGUCCACAGUGAACCCGACGGACAACCUGCAUCCAGUGGACGUUAGUGUGAAUGGAGAGCAGGACCUGCGGCCUGUAACUUCGAUGUUCGGACCUGUCCACUUUGUGCUCUAUCAUCGUGAAGGCUAUCUGGUCACACAGCAAGGUCCCACACAACUGACCCUGUCUACCUUAAAUGGCAAAAUAAUCCACUCCAGUGAUCUUCGACGCCUUGCGGCUACUAGUACAUAUCGAAUCACAGCAGUUCUUUUCAGUGCUUGUGGUCGUUAUCUUCUGAUAGCCGGUUCCGAUGGAGUUGUCUGGGUGUUGCGUUGUCACAACCUGGCCCCGGUGCACGACUUUCCUCGGUGUGAUGCUCCUGUGCGUUCGUUGGCACUGUCAAGUGAUCAACACUAUGUCCUAGUCGGUCUGGAAACUGGUUCCCUGGUUGUAUUCUACAUCGACUUUGGACAUUGGCAUCACGAAUUUCAGGAACGCUACGCCGCCUAA
Molecule: messenger RNA, 1218 nt
Organism: Echinostoma caproni
Lineage: Eukaryota; Metazoa; Platyhelminthes; Trematoda; Plagiorchiida; Echinostomatidae
Source: the annotation of a GenBank genome assembly